This is a messenger RNA of Nematolebias whitei (Rio pearlfish), 765 nucleotides long. RefSeq names its product protein-lysine 6-oxidase. The record is from RefSeq and is a predicted model, not a curated record. Gene Ontology annotation, biological process: peptidyl-lysine oxidation. The transcript has 3 exons. Bases 1 to 765 code for a protein of 254 amino acids. Gene Ontology annotation, molecular function: protein-lysine 6-oxidase activity; copper ion binding. Lineage: Eukaryota; Metazoa; Chordata; Actinopteri; Cyprinodontiformes; Rivulidae.
AUGAAGCUGCUCUCGUUUGGACCCCCUCUGCUGUGCAUGGUUCUGGUCUGGCUCCUCGGCUGUUUCCUGGACCCCUCGCGCGCUCAGGAGGCCGCGGGCCCCGCUGCGCUCCGGCGCGGGUUGACAUGGCAACACAACGGGCAGGUUUUCAGUCUCCUGAGCCGCGGCUCUCAAUACAGACCCAACCUCAGGGGUCCGGCCGGGGGGCCCAGCUCCGGAGACCCGGUUCUGGUCCUCAGUAGCUCCAACGACACGGCCUCCGCAGCUCGCGGGGCCCCGAGGGUCCCCGCCGCCAGCGGCACCGCGCAGUUACGCACAGUGACGCGUCAGCAUCCGCGCGCCAUGACGGAGGAGUCCGAGACCCGGAGGGACGGAGACCCGGUUCCGGUGGCCCGGGAGGACAUGAUGGUCGGAGAUGACCCCUAUAACCCAUACAAACAGCCCCGGUACGACCCCUACUACAACUACUUCGACACGUACUACAGACCCAGAGCCAGGAGCCCGGCCCGGCACGGGUACGGAACCCGGUACCACCAGAACGGUACGAGCGGAUUGAGUCCAGGAUGUUACGACACCUACAACGCCGACAUCGACUGUCAGUGGAUCGACAUCACCGACGUCCCACCUGGAAAAUACAUCCUGAAGGUGACGGUGAACCCCCGGCAGCAGGUCCCAGAGUCCAACUUCAACAACAACGUGGCUCAGUGUCACGUGCAGUACACGGGCCACGCUGCGCACGUCUCUGGAUGCUCGUUGACCGGGUAA